This is a messenger RNA of Hemibagrus wyckioides, 8581 nucleotides long. RefSeq names its product phosphodiesterase 4D interacting protein (gene pde4dip). NCBI's taxonomy places the organism in Eukaryota, Metazoa, Chordata, Actinopteri, Siluriformes, Bagridae. The coding region runs from base 728 to 7171 and encodes 2147 amino acids. The record is from RefSeq and is a predicted model, not a curated record. The transcript is spliced from 36 exons. Gene Ontology annotation, cellular component: microtubule organizing center; nucleus. Gene Ontology annotation, molecular function: zinc ion binding.
AGCAGAGGGGAGAUCACGGAAAUCAAAUACACAUAAAGCCUUUAAACGCGGCUUUGUGGUGAAGAACAGAAAUGAACUAAGUAACAGAAAUGCUUAACGUGUACGAAAUGUACGUGUCUACACUUACUGUAAAGAAGCGUUUCUGUUAAUUAAAGAAAACUUAAACUUCAUCCCCCCUCGUUUUUUUGUGAAAUGGUGCAGGCCGCUUUUCUGGACUCUCUCCUGCAGUGCCACAUCGCUGUGUCUCUCUCCGCUCUGCCUUCACACUGAAGAUCUCAUUCAUUAAAAACUAGGAAUCGCAGUAAAGGUUUGAGGUUGUGUGAUGAAAACCAGCUUGAUAGGAGACUGUGAUUCAUAUCGUUUAUGAGAGAUGAUAUGUUUUGUUUUUGUGGGUGUGGGCGGCUGAAAGCUGGGGCACUGAGAGUGAUGUGAUGAUGUGGAGAAGAACCUGACAUCGAGGUGUGGUGAGAAGACAACAGCUGACCACUGAGGUUUAUAGAAUCAUCACUGACCCCCUGGAUAAUAUUUAAGAUGGAUAUAUCUGAUAGAAAUGUCUAUCCACACGUUUAAGGGGGAACUGUGACAUUUGUGAAAUAUUUUUAGUAGUAUUUUGUACACUAGAAGAUCUGAUCUGUGGCUUGGAUCCACUGAGAUUUUUUUCCAUUUAAAGUCCUGAUUAUUUUAAUACAGCCGUAUACAGGAUCCCAAACAUCCACCAGAAUUUAAAAUGCUGGACUCCAAAACGAAGGACUUGUGUCGUGUCUGUGCACGAGAGCUGUACGGUAACCAACGUCGAUGGAUCUUCAACCCGACAGCCAAGCUGAGCCUGCAGGUGUUACUGUCGCACGCCGUGGGCAGGCAGCUGACCCGGGAUGGCCGCAGAGAGUUCGCCUGUAGUAAGUGUGCCUUCAUGCUGGACCGCAUGUACCGCUUCGACACAGUGAUAGCCCGUGUUGAGGCUCUGUCCAUCGAGAGAAUGCAGAAGCUCCUGCUGGAGAAAGAGCGGCUUCGGCAGUGCAUAGGUGGACUCUACCGCAAAAACAACCCAGAAGAAAUCGAGUCUGAAACGAGUAAAUCCACAGCAGAGGCUUCACUCGUAGACACGCCGGCGCCUUCCGACACCAAGUACAGCUCUCUGUUAGAAGAGGAUCUGACCUACUCGGUGUACGAGUGCUGGGCUGAGCAUGGAACAGGUCCACACCAACAAGCUGCACAUCAACACCACCACCACCAGUGCCACCAGUGCCAUGCAGGAUCUGAAGCUAGCACAGCACACCGCUCCAGGAAGUGCAGAGGAUGCACCACGUUGCGAGUGGCUGACUCUGACUACGAAGCCAUCUGCAAAGUGCCCAGGAAGGUGGGCAGAAGCACCUCGUGUGGACCAUCAACCCGCUACUCUGUUAGCAAUCUGACUAGCACAGAAGAGACGUGCCCUGAAUCAGAAGCUCAAGAGCAAGCCGCUCAGUCGUCCAGUCUGACGGAGAUCAGCCAAACUUUGGAAACUGCCGAGGAGGAAAAUGUCAGUCUCAGUCCGGCGACCUCGAUCGAGUCACUGGAUGCCACAGGUGACGUGAGUCAGCCCUGCUCACUGGUCCAUUCGGACCUCCUGCAGGGAGCGAUGGAGGAGGAGAAGGUCAUGACCCAGAGCUCCAGUACAGAGCAGAGCCCUAAAUCAGGAGUGGAGCUGGCUCUCAGUCUGAUCAAAAGCUUUGAGUGCCGUCCAGUCCGGGUUUUCCGAGGCAGCCGACUUCCUGUCCCGAUCAAGCCUCACCAGACCCCUCAAGCGGCGGACUGUCCUUUCUCUCUCCAGCCUGCGGAUCUGGUUCCUCUCAGCGUCCAACAGGAACUGCAGCUGGACCUGGCUGAGAUCGAGGCACUUUGGCUGGAUGAUUAUGUUCCAUGUGGGCCUCUGGGCUUCCAGGAGAAGCUGAUUGCGGAGCAGCAGGUUCAGCUGGUGCAGUAUGAGAAUGCAGCUGGUCAGUGUGUGACUGAGCUACAGAAGGCACAGCUACAGGUUCAGUCUCUCCAGACUAAGAUCAGAGAGAGUGAAGCCAACACCAAGGAGCUGCAGCAGAGGCUUGGAGUUGUAGAGACUGAGCUGUUGUCUUUGCGGGAGACAGCACGAGGUCAGGAGAGGACGAUCCAGACGCUAAACGACUCUCUUAACACUAAGGACAGCGAGAUCGCUGACCUCCACCAGCUCACAGAGGAGCAGAAGCAGCUUUUGAUGACUCUGAAGCAGCAGAACCAGAAACACCAGCUUGAGAACCUGCAGACAUCCACUACAGCACCCGGUCCUCUGCAGGCCGAGCUGUUAGAACUUCAGGCUUCUUUAUUUUCAACACAACUGGAGCUGCAGAGCGUCCAGCGAGCCCAGCGUCAGGCCCAGAGGAGAGAGGACGAGCUGACACGUACCAACCAGCGUCUCCAUGACGAUCUCCAGGAGGAGCAGCGCCAUCACCGGGAAGCCGAGAAACACAAUCAGGAGCUGCUCACGGCUCUGCAGAGAGCGCGCUCAGACCUGGAGCAGAUGGAAGAGAAGUGGAGGGAGGGAGAGGGAGAGAAAGAGAGAGAGAUGGAGGAUAGAGAGAGAAGCAUCAGGGAGCUGAAGGCCAGACUGCAGCACAAAGAGCGUCUGCUACAUGACUACACUGAGCUGUUGGAUGGACAGAAAGAAUCAGGUGGAAACAGAGACGUCCUCAUCCACAAGCUCAAGCUGCGCAUUCAGGAGAGAGACAGAGCUCUGGAGCGUGCAGUAGACGAGAGGUUUAUGUGUGUGGAGCAGAAGGAGGCUGAGGUGAGAAAGCUGCAGCUGCUCCUCCGAGAGAAGGAGAGAGACCUUCAGAAAGUGCGCUGUGUGCUGUCCAACAACGAGGAGACCAUCACGAGUUUGGAGGUGUUGUUGCGAGGUAAAUCUGUAGAGCUGGAGCAGGUGAGUGAAGCCUGGAGAGUUAGCCAGCAUGUCCAGCAUGAGUGUGAGGACAGACACAACUACAGCCUGAGAGAGAGAGACACACUCAUCAACCAGCUCCAGACGACUCUACACACACACACUAAUGAGGCUGAGGAGUUCACCUCUGCUCUCCUCAGUAAGGUUCCUCUGAGCUCCAGCGAGGUCGUGGAGAAGCUGAACGCUCGGCUGCAGGUGAAGGAGCGACUCUUCCAGGAGCUGCUGAAGGAACACAGCCACCAGAUACAGGAGCACCACACACACAUCCAGGAGCUGCUUCACACCGUGCAUGCCAGGGAGCAGUGUUUCAAGGAUGCAGCAGAGCGAGUGGGUCAGGUGAUGCAGGAGCAGGCCACACGUCUGCAGGAGCUGCGCAGGCAGGUGGUGUCUGCAGGAAGCAGAUCAUCCAGUACCUCGGAGCCUCCUGAAGAUGUGCAGCUCCUCCAAGAAGAGCUCCAGCUGGCGCUCUCCAAACAGAGAGAGGCACAGAGGGAGAUGUCCAUCCUGCGCUCCACGAUAGCACACAACCAGAAGCAGCUCCAGAGCCAGACCGCACAGCUGACCACUUUGAACCACACGAGUAAACCCGAGUGUCCGGUUUCUAUGGAGACGGAGCAGACGGCCAGCUCACACACUGAUACUGGAGACUCCACUUCAGAUGUAGAGGAGGAGGAAGAUGAUGGUGCGAGUGAAUUCACAGAGAGUACUGAAGAAGAGGAGCACUGCAGAGUGACAGCACAGGCUUUAAGCAACACGCAGGGCUACGAGCAGAUAUCUCAGACUCCUGCAGAGGUGGAGGGUCCGGGGCUGGCUGAGGUGAAGCUGUUAGUGGAGCAGAAGCAGGCGGUGGAACGGGAACUCUGGGAACUGAAGGCCCAGCUGGAGAAGGCCGGCUUCACCUCUUUCUCUCAGAUGAGGAAAGCGUUGCUCAGCCUGCGUUCAGAAAACGAAGAGCUCCGAAACUCGGUGAGAACCAACGAGGCGGAGGAGGAAACACGCAGACCGUCAGAUGAGCAGAGAGGAAGAGGAGUGCAGUGGCAGCCUGAGCCCUGUGAGAGCAAGAAGAAAAGAGUGCUGUGUCUCGACCUGGGAGCUCAGGCAGUUCAGCAAAAGCUGCCUCAGAGGCUUCUGGUGUCUAAAAGCACCACACAGACCCCAGCAGAGAGGCUCAGAGACUACAGAGAUCAACUCAUGGAAACACCAGUAAAGCGCGACAGCAAGCAGGUACAGGUGGAUCUGCAGGAUCUGGGCUACGAGACGUGCGGCCGCAGUGAGAACGAGGCUGAGAGAGACGACACCAGCAGCCCAGAAUUCGAUGAUCUCGAGCUGUGCACAUCACUGUCGUGUCGAGACGGCGCGUCCCAGUGGUGGUCUGGUCUGGGAGCUGGGAGCAGAGCAGGAGGUGAUGCUCCGUCUCUGCAGCAGAAGGUGGAGGAUCUGCAGAUACAGCUUUCUCGCUCACAGGCCCUGGUGCUCAGCCUGCAGUCUCGCCUUCAGGACGCCACUCCAAACUCCACCCCCCGAAAGCCGAACCAGAAUGACAGGGAGCUGAGGGAACUGGUGACUCGGGUGUCGUCUCUGGAGGAACAGCUCAGGAAGGGCAAAGGUCAAGCCGAGAAGGAGGAAGAGGAGGCAAAGAGCACUACUAGGACUGGGAAGUUUGACACACUGAUCCAGGCUCAAGCUCGGGAGCUCUCUCACCUGAGGCAGCGAAUGCGUGAGGGCCAGAGUGUGUGUCACAUCCUCACACAACACCUGGGAGAUACCACCAAGUCCUUCGAGGAGCUGCUGAGGGACAAUGACAUCGAUUACUACAUGGGCCAGAGCUUCAGAGAUCAACUCGCUCAGAGCUCAGCACUGGCACACAGAGUCGCAGCCAAGAUCAGCACCCGAGAUUAUAGUGAAGUAGCUGAUGACAGGACAGGUCAUGAACUUCUCGCCAUCCGGUUAAGUAAAGAGCUCCAGCAGAAAGAUAAGCUCAUCGAGUCGCUGCGCUUUCAACUCCAGCAGCAGCAUGGUGUAGCUCCGCCCACCAGCAGCCCCUCGCUCUCAGGAGAUGCUGACCAGUUGGAGCGUGCGUCCUUCGUCGUGGAUGAACAGGGUUCCACUAAUGAAGACCUGGACUUGUGCUCAGAGCUGGACACCGUCAGUGAGUUCGGCCAAGAGGAUGUAGCUGAUGACUCUCUUCCUCCUGCGCCGUCACACCCGUAUCCAUCCAACCCUCCAUCCGUCGCUUCUCCACGCAGCCACCAGUCCUCCAGCACCUGUCCCAGCAUGCACUGCUCCCCUCCCAGGCUCACAGAUGGACAAAUACAGACAGAGCUCAGUUCUGCCCCCUUACCCCAGAACCCCCAAUGCCUUUCUGCUCAGAUGGCUUUUCCGCCAUUUGACCCCCACACACAGCACCUGAGACACCGCUCUAGCACCACAGGGGGCUUUUCUCUGGCUGAGGUGCACCAGGAGCUGCAGAGGCUGCAGAGGCAGUUAGCAAACAGUUUUAGCAGCGCUCAGGUCAAACCCCAACCAGGUGUCUUCCAGCCGCCGGACUUUCACCUACGGUCCCAGCAUGUCUUUCAGCAGUCUCCUUUUGCUAGCCUUCAUGCUAGCCCUAAUAUCUUCUAUGGAGCGCAGCAUAAGAGAGAGCACGCUUAUAACGAUGUUUCCUCGAGCUCAUCGGGUUAUCAGUCCGGUGCACGUCACACAGGGACAGACUUGAUGGAGGAGCACCUGAGGGAGAUUCGCAGUCUCCAUCAACGUCUUGAAGAUUCCAUCCAGACCAACGAACGUCUGAGACAGCAGCUGGCACAGAGACUCGGCUCCAGGAUACAAGACGGAGGUGCUCCUACAAACAUCUACAUCCAGGGACUCGACUCGGUCAGUCAGCUGUCUAAUGAGGUUCGAGUCCUUAAGGAGGAGAAUCAGGCUCUCCAGAGUCAGCUCCAGCAGACCAGCAGAGAUGGCAUGAAACAGGCGGAGCAGAUGAGGGAUGCGGUCUUAUUCGAGCACACCAGACUGAAGCAGGCGGAGCUGGAAGCAGAAAAGUGGGCGGGGCAGUUCAGGCAGCUGCAAGCACAGCUGCGAGAGCAGACGCAGGCAGUUCUGCAGCUGAAGCAGGACAAACAGAUGAGCCAGGAGAAUGCUAACAGGCUCCAGCAUGAAGUUAAUGUUCUCCAGCAGCAGCUGAGCGAGAGCAGACGACUCGUGCAUGCGCUUCAGGGUGAAUUACAGAUACACCUGAGGCUGCGUGGAGCCAUCCAGAACGACAGUGACGAAGCAGAAGUACAGGAACCGCCUUCUCACCUGCACAUGCUGGAGCAGCAGCCGAGUGACAGACUUGAUCCUGAGCCGCUGCACUGCUCUGCUAGAAAACGCCUCUUUCACGACUCACCUCGCUCUCCUCCUGUUCGAGACGCAGGACUCUUAAAUCCCACAUCAUCCGUCUCUGCUCAGCUUCCGUCCUCUCUCACCCACACAGGGUGUCAUGAGGGUGAAGUCCUGGCUGGUCCGUUCGCCUGCAGGACAGGGCGUUACGUGGUGGGUCACUGGGACGACUUCAGCGCCUUGCAACAGCAGCUCCUGGAGGGUAAAGAGCUGAUCUGUAAGAUGGAGGCAGCUCUGCAGACCAGUGUGGAGAUCAACCUGCAAGAGGGCCGUGUAAGCAGCAUGCUGACCAACACCAAGACCUUAAAGCAGAUUCUGGAGGAGAUGCUUUCUGUCCUCAGAAUGUUCUGGAGGGCUGCUCUCCCGAGCGCUGAGCCUUCACAGCAUCAGAAGGAGCAAACUUUGACAGAAGAAGUUGUCUCUCUGAAGCACAAGCUUGCUGAACAGGAAAUGACUUUAAGAGAUACGUUGGAGACUCUGAGAGACGCGAACCGCACCAAAGACAGCAUGGAGCAAUUCAUCUUCAGCCAGCUGUCCAGGACACGAGACGUGCUGAAAAAAGCUCGCACAAACCUUGAGAAGAAUGAGCUCAAGAUCAACUCUUUAGGCUGCUCCUUUUCUCCUCCCUCUUCCCAGUCUUUCUCCUUCACUCCUCCUUGGGCCACCAGAGGUGAAAUCUCAAACUCUGGACACAGCUCCUGUCCCGGCCCGAGGCUCGUGACCGCACCGGGUCAUCACCCUCACACGUGUCUCAUGGACAACACAGCGCCCUCUACAGACGUUCUCCAGCGGCGCUCGCUCAGCACUCCACACCGCUGGACACACCCCAUCCUGAGCUAGCUCACAGCUCCCGCCUGCAGAGUCUCUGUGUUAGAAGCUUUAGACACGUCACUGGUUGUUGGUGCUCAGGAAUCAUCAUCAGCAGGUUCUGUGGUUUAGAUCUCAGGGGCGUUUGAUGUACUGGUGCCUUUUCUUAAAAUGGUAACUGUUAGUGAGAAACAAUGGUCUUAUGAAAGGCUGCUGGAUUAGACUUUGAUGACAAAGCAGGAAAUGGUACAUAGCUGUAUUUUUCUUUUUUCUUUGUAAAGAUGUAAACAAAUGAUGCUAUUACACAUCCAGUGCCUUUAGACACAGCAGUGCUUCCCAAACUGGUUUUCUUUUCUUCCAGACACACAAAGCAGAUCUUCCUGAUGAUUGCUGGGGAGCAGUAAUUGUGCUGUGGGGCGAGGCUGAGAACUGGCCUGGAAAAAACACUGAGAUUAGAUCUGCUUUAGUCGAAGCCGCUGAAGUGUAAUAGCGUCUGCCUAGAUUAGGAUUUAGGUUUAAGACAAAAAGCAAUACUAUAUUUUGUGUGUGUGUGUUUAAAGAUUAAUAGUGAUAACUCAGAGGUGUUUUAUUUUAACUAUGGGAAAAGACUGAUGAUGCAAUGCUACACUGAUCAGGCAUAACAUUAUGACCACAUGUCUAAUAUUGUGUUAGUCCCCCUUUUGCUGACCCGUCCUGCACUGUGUAUUCUGACCCCUUUCUAUCAGAGCCAGCAUUAACUUCUUCAGCAGUUUGAGCAACAGUAGCUCGUCUGUUGGAUCGGAUCACAUGGGCCAGCCUUCUCUCCCCACAUGUAUCAAUGACCCUUGACCGCCCAUGACCCUGUCUCCGGUUCACCACUGUUCCUUCUUUGGACCACUUUUGAUAGAUACUGACCACUGCAGACCGGGAACACCCCACAAGAGCUGCAGUUUUGGAGAUGCUCUGAUCCAGUGGUCUAGCCAUCACAAUUUGGCCCUUCAUCAAACUCGCUCAAAUCCUUACGCUUGUCCAUUUUUUGUCCUACUUCUAACAUCAACUCUGAGGACAGAAUGUUCACUUGCUGCCUAAUAUAUCCCACCCACUAACAGGUGCCAUGAUGAGGAGAUACUCAGUCUUAUUCACUUCACCUCUCAGUGGUCAUAAUGUUAUGUCUGACGGGUGUAUUAUAUAAAAGAGAGAAAGAGUGAGAACACUGACGCUGCUGCUCACUUUUAAACACUGUAACUCUAAAAAAGGGGAAAAACCCUGAAUAGGGAAUUCUGCUGAUUGAAAUCUGUGCUACUGACCAGACGUGAGCCUCCCAUUUCUGUCCCCUGUUCUGUUAUGCAAAGCUUUAAGCUUCAGUAUUGACCCAUUUUAUGGUCAGUAUAAAAUAAUAAUAAUCAAAUAAUCCUUUUGAAUAUUUGGUCCAAAAGCUGUAUCGUUUAUAUAUAUAUAUAUAUA